UCGGCAUUGUGGUUGGGCUCAACGCUUACAAAACAUGACGGGAAGCUGGUCGGUGGGAAGAUGGAUGGAGCUAGAGGACAAUCCUGGAAAAGAGGUUCACCUUCCUAACUUUUUACCCAUCCUCUUGUUCUGGAGGAUUUGAGUUUGAGACCACUGCUUUAGAGGAAACCCCGCUAGUUUGGCCUAGUCAAAGCCCAGACCUAAAUCUGAACUUUGACUGGAAGAACGGGAAAAAGCUUCAAUGCAAAGAGAUAAAAAAAACAAGCAUUUUCACUUUCUCCACUGAGAGGGAGUGCUGCGCCGCCUCUGCAGCCAGAAGCUCUGCUGCCAGUCUGUCAUCUGCCGCGCACCUUUGGUUUAAAGCGUGUGCACGACGCAGACGCGCACGCACCUCCUCCCGCCUCCUCCUCCUCUUCCUCAUUUCCGUGAUCGGCUGGAGUUGAGUUGCGCGUGGAGAGCCGAGCAGACGGAGGCUUGUUUCCACCGAGUUUUUUUUUUUUUUUUUUUUUUCCGGAACCCUCCGAUCAAUAUCUGGUGAGAAGGAGCCGCGGCUCGGGUCAGGACUGCUUUAUUCUCCCCUCUGCAGCUCAGAGGCAUGAGCCGGACCGGACCUUUGCCCGCUGCAGCCUGCAGAACCCACUCAGUCUCCUGGUGAUGAUGAUGAUGAUUAUAAAGGUGUCAGAUCCGUUUUACGCGCUCCGGCAGCCCCGCGCCGCUCCAAGAUGACGCGGGGACUCGGGGCACGGCACGCCGGUGGGAUCCACACGAACCUGGGAUAACAAGUCAAGGAGACGCCGGAGGAAGCGGACCGAUUCCGGUCCAAGAGAGGCGGGAAGGUAGAACCCGGGAUCAGGGAGCGGAGCGCCGGGGAGAGGAGGCGCACCGAGCCGCGCCAAGAGCCCCAGAGGAGAGGUCCUCAGUGAUGCUGCUGCCGCGGCCCUCUGUCCUGUCCGCGCUCCUCCUCCUCCUCCUCCUCUUCAUCCUGCUGCAGACCCCGGGAAGCUGCCGCGAUGCGCCCCGACACCGGGACAGAGUCCCCCGGCCCCGGGCGGAGGGGCGCAGGGACCGCCACAGCCUGGCGCAGCUGAUCGGUCGGUCCACGGGUCCGAAGAAGCCGGGCAGGUCCAACCAAGGUCACCUCAGUGAUCCAAAGCACAAGGAAAAGUUCAUCAUACAAAUAACAGGUCCUCUUUACUUCAAACCACGGUGCCGAAAACAGUUCAACAGACUGUACAACAAUACCAGGGACUGCACCGUACCCAAGUUUUAUAGAAGAUGUGCUCGUCUGCUGACUCGACUGGCCGAAAGCCCUCGCUGUGCUGAGAGAAAAACAGACGCAGAGACGCCUUCGUCCGUCCGCUCUGCUCACCGGCGGUAGAUGUUAUGACGCCGGCAGAAACUCGAUGUCAAUCUUCGACCAGAGACCAAACUGUUUCACAUCCAGCAACAAAGAACUCCUGGACUUCUGCCGCAGCUUUGCGCCGCCUUCGGAUGAACUCUGACUGAUCUGAGAACCUCCAUCAAAGACUCCUGUGGUCCAGCAGCCUGAGCCGGGCUGCUCUCCUGUACUCACCUGGACCUGCUUAGACUACCUGAGCCUCUCACCUCAGUCUUUACUUUAAAUAACUCAUAUGAAUUCCUGAUACCGAGGCUUUUUUUGUUUUUGUUUACCAAGGGUUACUGCUGCUGUGCCGCCGUCUACAGCAACAAGCAACCAGUUUUUAAAGCGGCAGCAGCAGUUUUACUGGUUUCUGACGGAAACAAGCCUGGGACUUUUUUAUCAGUGUUUGAUUUAUUCUCGGACGAUGGACCACGGACGUUGUUCUGCGUGCCGUUCAGAGCUGUAGGGCAGACGGGUCCUGAAAGUGUUCAAUGGUCCUUAUUGCAUUAAAGUAGCUGGUCAUUUUAAAGGUAUUCCGGUAUAUAUUUAUAUUGAUGAAGCUGCCUCCCUCUGUGCAAUAUGUACAUACUGAAAGAGGAAUAAAGACACACGUUUGAUA
Molecule: messenger RNA, 2000 nt
Organism: Fundulus heteroclitus (mummichog)
Lineage: Eukaryota; Metazoa; Chordata; Actinopteri; Cyprinodontiformes; Fundulidae
Product: ALK and LTK ligand 1
Exons: 6
Coding region: 923-1378 (151 amino acids)
Biological process (GO): positive regulation of ERK5 cascade; positive regulation of ERK1 and ERK2 cascade
Molecular function (GO): receptor tyrosine kinase binding; receptor signaling protein tyrosine kinase activator activity
Source: RefSeq, a predicted model, not a curated record